Sitophilus oryzae (rice weevil) is the source of this 2593-nucleotide messenger RNA. RefSeq lists its product as uncharacterized. The coding region runs from base 110 to 2515 and encodes 801 amino acids. Lineage: Eukaryota; Metazoa; Arthropoda; Insecta; Coleoptera; Curculionidae. The transcript is spliced from 13 exons. The record is from RefSeq and is a predicted model, not a curated record.
UUUCUGCGUGCAUUCAGUUUUGAAAGUGUUUUGAAAGUUUGUCAAUUUUAUUUGAUUUGUUUAAUAAAGGAUUAUUUUAGUUUGGGUUAAACAUUUCCCUAAUAGCAUAAUGGAGGAAUUAAAAUACUCAAAGUCAAAUUUCUCCUCAAAUGGAAGCAUACAACACGAAGAUGCAUAUGCAAGAAUUAAAAAACUAAUCGGCUUUAUUGAAAGUUUUAUAGAAACUAGAGCAGAAGACAAAAUAAUUUUAAUUAAUCAGUAUUUACAGGCUUUAAGUUUAACUCUGAAUCUGAGCAUAUUUGACCCUCAUACAAAUAUAGCUGAAAAAUUGUUUACAAGUCUGUACAAUCUGAUGAAUAUUUUGGAGCCAAGGUCUCUGACAAGUUGGUAUUGUGUUGAUUUGCUUAUAAAUGCUUGUAAAAAUCACACAGCAAGAACCGCUCUAAUAAAAACGUACCAGUUUUUACCAUGCCUAGCCAGAUUGAUGGGAGAUCAGAUAUCACCUGAAAAAAAGACAAGGCUGCUUCGAUUAAUGCAGGACAUUACAUGCGGUAUAAAGAUUCACUGGCAAAUACCUCAUAUCACACAUUUGGUAUCAUUAUUAUGUAAAUGGGUAGAAAAAGGUGAACAGGAUGUUGCUACACUAUCUUUGGGACUUUUGGUUAAUUUAUGUUAUAAAAAUGUAUCCACUAUUUGUAUACUUCAAAGAAAUAUUGAUCUCAAGAAAUUUAUAAGAAUGUGCUUAACGUUAAAGGGGCCUUUUGUUGAAGUUUAUGUUUGUCAGAUGAUGAUCAUUUUAGAAAAUAUUUCAGGAUACAUUCCAGAAUCAAUGUUUCCAAAGCUUAUAGACUGCACUUUUGUUGCUGUAACAGAAGCAUAUAUGAAAAAUGACUACAUAUUACUUAGACAUUGUGUAGAUUUUUUUGUGGAAUGUGUCAAGAAUAAUCACAGAGAUUCUUUAAAUGUUUAUAAAAAAUUUCAUGAAAAUAUUGAAAAGGUUUUAGAUAUUAUAAACGAUAUAGAUAAUACAGUUAAGGACACCGAAUGCACUUAUGUUGUUUUGGAAUUUAUUAACUUCCUUGUUGAAAUGAAAGUACCUCAAAUUUCAUCGCUUUAUAUAAAAUUGAUACCGAUAGCUCUUAAAUGGAUUCAAGAAAGUUCAGUAUCCUAUCAAGCACUAACAAUUUUAAAGACAAUCGCUGUUAACACAGAUAAAAAAGAUAAUGAUAUAUUAAAUUCACUUUGUAUUGGCUUACCUACGUUUUUGCUAUUGUUAAAUUCAUGUAAAGACGAUACAAUGAAAAUAGAUUCGGAAUAUACCAAGAGAAUGGGCGCUCUGUUACAGUUAAUAUCGUCUAUGAUUCAUGUGAAAGAGAUAUCCAAAAAACUUACUGAUGAUUUACAUGAAGAUACUUUCAGGAAAAUAUUUACGCCACUUUUAGGAGAUGAUUCUCCACGCCACGGUGAAAUCACUUCUACAACCGAAUCAGUAAACUUGUAUGUGCAUGCUUUAACAUGUUUAACAAGGCUUAUGGAUUGUGAUGGGACCUGGGUUAGUUUUGUGAAUGACCUAUUGUCUAAUAAACAAAUCCACGUUAUAUUGGCGAAGGCAAUUUGCGAAGGUCCAUCAGAUGUUAAGAAAUUAGCCCUUGACUUAACCAAUAGGUCCUGUGCUGACGGUGUAUCAAUGGCUAUUAGUGAUAUUCAAUCUUCUGUGUUAAAUCAUGACGACGGGUAUAGUAACAGCCAUAACUCAUCACCAUACGAGUCGGCGUUCAGUCUCGUUUCUGUCAGUGAAAUUGGGAGAUUAAAUAAUGUUUUGGAAAAAGUUGAGAACUUAACCAAAGGAAAUGAUGUAAAUAAUUUAGUAACAUCGAAUUUGAUGGAGUUAUAUAACUACAAAAUUUCGUAUUUGGCUCAAGCAGAGAGAGCAGCCCUGGCUAGUGUGGAAGCUACUACGCGGCACUGUUCGCAUCUACAACAUAGGAUAUCAAGGUUAACGAUUGAACAAAAUCAACUGCAGCAGUCUCUAUACCAUACUAUGCAGAAAUUGGAAGAAUCUAUUAAUAAACAAAAUCAGUUGAGGAAGGAUCGUAAUGACCUAACUAACAGUUUAGACUCUGAAAAGAACAAAACAAAAGAUUAUCAUUCUGCAUUAGCCCUGAAAGAGAAAGAAAUAAAAGAUCUUGAAACAUCUCUAAGUGAAGUCAGAAACAAAUUAGCGGAAACAACGAAAGCGAAAAACAGUGCAGAAGAACAGCAUAUGCAACUCCAACAAGUACUGUCAAAAGUACAAGAAAACUACAGCAGACUUGAAAAAAACUUGAAGAAAAAAGAGGACUUACUUCAAGACGCUUUGGGGACAAUAGCAAAUUAUUCUAAUGAAAUAGCCGACUUGGAAAAUUCACUAAAAGAGACACAAAAACAAUUGGAUGAGACUAGGACCACGUUGCAAAUGAAAUCAGCUAUCUUGGAAAGUAUCACAAAAAUGGCGAAUAGCUCUCAAGUUUCAUGAUUGUGCUCGCCCAGAAUGCUAGAUUAUAGAGGAAGUGUACCAUAUGUGUAAUACGAAAAUAAAAGUCAAGUUUAUUUA